Paramecium octaurelia is the source of this 782-nucleotide messenger RNA. NCBI's taxonomy places the organism in Eukaryota, Ciliophora, Oligohymenophorea, Peniculida, Parameciidae. The record is from the annotation of a GenBank genome assembly.
AUGGACGAAUCUCUUAAGCAAUAUCUGCCUAAAGAUUACAAAAGAAGAGCCUAUUAUACUCCUUAUGAUGUCUCAGUACAUAAUACAGCCAACGAUUUGUGGGUGAGUUUUUUUGGAAAGGUUUGGGAUCUUACAUAACUUGUCUAAGAAAAUAUUUCAUCGAAACUAUGCGAACCAUUAAUCAAAAUAGCUGGAAGUGAUAUAUCUUAUUGGUUUGAUAAAUAAACGGGAGAACCCAGAAAGUAACGAAUUUUAUGAUUAUUUUGAAUAGGUAAGUAGAUACCAAUACAGGGUUGAUAACCUAUUAUUGUCCAUAAGGCAGAUAUUUGCACAUUCCAUCAUCUGACCCUUGUGGAGAUGAUGAGCUUGGGAAUCACUCAAAACCGUAAUGAAUUAUAAUUGAUUAUUUCAAGAUGGUGGAACAACGAAUAACAAUAUUGUAUUGGAAAUUUGAGUCACAAAACAAGAAAGAUCAAAAUAAUCAAUAUGCUUACAGAUCACGAGGACAUCAUUGAAGUAAUUUUAAAAUCAAAUUAAUUUUAGGUGCCUUCUGAAGAGACUAUAAAUGAAAUUCUUGAUAGGUAUAAAAAGAUCAAUGCACAUGCUGCCAGUUAUACUUGGAAGAGAUUGGGAAAGCCUUUGGAUAUGGAAUUAACUUUGAGUGCCAAUGGAAUACCUGAUGAAACCGAUGAAUUUGAAUAAUUAGGAGUUCCUGAGAGUUAGUGGUACAUUCCAGCAAUUCAUCUAUAUUUUAAUGAUGAUUUAACAGUGGCGUGAUAAGA